AUGCCCACCGACGAGAAGCCUAACAAGUACGAGCCCGUCCCGAUUCCCACCUACGACGAGGCCGUCGGCUCCUCCUCGCGCAACACGCCUUUUCCGCGAGAGGACAAUACAAGAGAAGCGGCCCACCCGGCCGAGCGAGAGGGACUGUUAGGCUCAGAGCUCGGAGGCCGUACACCGGUGCCUACGCGGCGAGUGGGCUACAGGCCGCCACCUACGGAAGAAAACACAUCAGUCAACGGCGACAACGACGGCGACGAUGUCGAACACGAUAGCUUUCUCAAUCAGGAUGGAGGGCGGAGAAGGACAAGCCAGAGCUCGGAGGAGGAGGAGGACGAGGUGCGGAGGGAGAUGCAGGAGAUGGAGAUGGGGGAUCCGGCUGCCGAGGGGAGCCGCAGCACGCAGUCGGCGUGGGGGAAACGCAUAUCCAGCCUCGGGAUCCUCGCGCGGUGGAAGUGGCCCGCGUCCCUGCGACCGCGGUGGCCGACGCUGGACGCGAACUUCUGCAUCGUGCUCGGGCGCUGCUUCGCCCUGUUGCUGGUCAUGGCCGUCGUGUACCUGCUGUUCAUGAGCGACAUCUUUACGAGCGCGACGGGGCGCCUGGCGGGCCAGAUGUUUGAUCCGGAGAGUGUCAGGAUACAUGUUCAGGCCAUGGCGAACGAGGGCAAGAUCCGCGAGUACCUGCGGGUGGUGACGCAGGCGGAUCAUCUGGCGGGCACCGAGGGCGACUAUGUGUUGGCGGAGUAUGUGCAGGAUUUCAUGCGGGGCAACUUUCUGGAGGAGGUGCACAUGGAUCAGUAUGAUGUGUAUUUGAAUUACCCCAAGAAAGGGGGGAGGAAGGUCGAGUUGCUGAAGGGUGAUGGGGGUGUGGAGUGGAGUGCGAAGAUUGAGGAGGUGGAUGUGUACGGGGAAGGCGUGAGGGCCCAGACGCCGGUUUUCCAUGGUCAUUCGAGGGCAGGGGAUGUCACAGGACCGCUGAUUUACGCGAAUUAUGGAGCGAGAGAGGAUUACAAGGCGCUGUAUGACAGUGGGAUCGAUGUGAAAGGGGCGAUUGCUCUGGUGAGGUAUGGGGGAACACAAGGGGAUCGCGCGUUGAAAGUCAAGGCUGCGGAGGAGUGGGGUUUUGUGGGUGUUAUCAUCUACAGCGAUCCGCAGGAAGAUGGGUUUGUGCUUGGAGAGCCGGCGCCGAAUGGGAGAUUCAUGCCUGAAGGCGGCGUUCAGAGGGGCUCAGUGGGAUUGAUGAGCUGGGUUGUGGGGGAUGUGCUGACGCCUGGGUACGCGAGCGUUAAGGGAGCCGAGAGGGUCUCCAAAGACAACAAUCCCGGCCUGGUCAACAUCCCGAGUAUACCUCUGUCAUGGGGAGAUGCACAACAUCUCCUGAAAGCGAUCGAGGGGGUGGGCCAGGAGCCGGUGGGGCAUCCCAACUGGACAGGAGGACUUCAGAAUGUUACGUACUGGACAGGAAACCUAAGCUCUCCAAAGGUGCAUCUUGUGAAUGACCAAGACGAAGUCGAGCAGCAGCCUAUCUGGAACGUGAUGGGUAAGAUCAGGGGAGUUGAGCAAAGAGAGAAAUCAAUCAUCGUCGGCAACCACCGCGAUGCCUGGGUCUACGGUGCUACAGAUCCGGGCUCUGGAACAGCAGUCAUGCUAGAAGUGAUCCGCAUCUUCGGGGAUCUGGUAGAGCGCGGCUGGAAACCUCUCCGCACUAUUGAAUUCGCCUCAUGGGACGGCGAGGAGUACAACCUCAUCGGCUCUACAGAAUAUGUAGAGAACAACAUGGACCGCUUACGGCAAAAUGGAUACGCCUAUAUCAACGUUGAUGUUGCAGUCGGCGGCACAGAGUUCAAGGCUUCCGGCAGUCCUAUGUUCAAGAAAUCCCUUCUACGGGCACUGGAUCGCGUCAGCGAUUUAAGCAAGAACGCCACGCUCCGCGCACUCUGGGACCAACGUGGUGGGGAGCUGGAAGGCUUGGGCGCUGGCAGCGACUACGUUGCUUUCCAAGACAUGGCUGGGACGUCCAGUCUCGAUAUUGGUUUUGACGGCCCUCCGCACCCGUAUCACUCCGCCUACGACACGUUCGAGUGGAUGGACACCGUCGGCGAUCCAGGCUUCCAAUACCACAAGAUGCUCGCGCAAGUCUGGACCCUGCUCAUCCUGGAAUUCUCCGACCGGCUCGUCCUCCCCUUCGACAUCUCAGCCUAUUCAACCGCCCUCACAAUGUGGGUGAUCGAGCUCGACAACUGGGUCGGCGACAAAGGCGCCAACAUCGCGGGCAACACUCCCUGGAGCAUCGAGCCGCUGAGAGAGGCGGUGCUACAGUUUGCGAAAGACGCGAAGCUAUUUGAGAAAUGGGAGCUCGAUUGGGAUGGUAUCGUGCUGGGCGGCAGCGGGUUCGAGAGUGCGGUCUUGGCAGCGCAUCGGAUGAGCCACAAUAAUCGGAUGGCGAACUUUGAGACGCACCUGUUGGAUCUGGAGGAGGGUGGUGGUAUCCCCAACCGAACCCAGUUCAAGCACGUCCUCUUCGGCCCACAGCUCUGGUCCGGUUACGACACGGCCUUUUUCCCGGCCAUCCGCGACGCUGUGGAUGCGCGAAACUGGACGCUGGCCCAGGCGCAGGUUGCCAAGGCGGCGGACAUUAUCACCAAGGCAAGUCGUAAGUUGGUAGGGAAUAAGUGA
This is a messenger RNA of Drepanopeziza brunnea f. sp. 'multigermtubi' MB_m1, 2673 nucleotides long. RefSeq lists its product as uncharacterized. Lineage: Eukaryota; Fungi; Ascomycota; Leotiomycetes; Helotiales; Drepanopezizaceae. Gene Ontology annotation, molecular function: carboxypeptidase activity. The record is from RefSeq and is a predicted model, not a curated record.